AGGAUCCACAAGGGUGGCAGAAAGCUCAUUCACAUUCCCAAAACAAUCAUCAUAAUCAUCCACAGCAUCAGCAGACAACUUCCCAACAUGGCAUUCAAAACUCAAAUAUUCCACAGGGAUAUGGAGUGAUUUACGAAUUACAUGGAUUUCCGUCCAACAAAGAACAGGUGCCAAUGCACAAAAAACAUCAGGAAUACAAACCUGUUCCAUCCCAGUUCCCUGUGCCUCCCAAUGAAUCUCCAUCACAGGAAAUGGGAAUGUCACGCAAAAUUCAGGGCAAUUAUACAGAAAAUCACAAGCCUACAAAUAAUGGUCCUUCCAACAAAGAACAGCCAAGGGUGACUUGGAACCACGCAGAGUUAGAAAAUGGCCAAACAACCAACCAGACAAAACCAGGAGGGAUACUAAAGAACAAUGGUAGCAACGAGGCAGACCACACUAAUCAAGCAAAACCAGGAGGGAUACUCAGGAAUGGGAGUAGUGGUCCCAGUAACAACAAGACUAAAACUGAGCAAGGUUUCAAAGUUUAUUAUGACUUCCUGGGGUUUCAGGAAGAGCAGUGUAAAGAGAAUGCUAUAGAUGUGUCUGCUCCUCAGCGCCACUCCCAGGGCACCACCAUGGCUUUACCUCAGUUAUCUCAGGCUUUCCAGGAUCUCAGCGCCAGUGAUCAAAAGCGCCAGCAGGCCAUUCAGAAGCUUAUUGCAUGUGAAGAAAUUUUUACGAACAGCAUGCAUGCAGGUGUGCAGCGCUACUCACGACCAUUGCGCCAUCAGAACAUGACACAACUACAGCAUUCCACUAUGUUCCAGAAUGUGGAAAAAAUUGUUGCCAUAUCUCAAUACCUAGUCAAUCAGCUCCACAGCCAUCAGGUCUCUUACCCUGGGGAACAGUUUAAAACCCAGGGGUACAUAGAUGCAGUGGGCUCAAUUUAUCACAAUAAGAUCUCAGUUGUAAGUGAAAGUUAUGAAACUUACUGCAAAGGUCUACCUGAUGCAGUGCAGUUGCUCAAACAACUUUCAGCAAACCAAGAAUUUGCCAAAUUUAUCCAGAAGCAGCAGAUAGAAAGUAUUGAUGGUCCUGAUCUCUUGUCAUUCCUUCACUAUCCACCAGAGCACCUGCGGCAGUUGUUGAUACUUCUUCAAAGUAUCCUUAGUCUUACACCGCUAGAACAUCAUGACCAGGCACAGCUGCAGAAAACAGUGGAAGGACUGAGGAGUUGCUGUAACAGGAUCUACAGUGGCAGUCUUCCUGCACCAAGUCUACAGUACUCCAACCAGCCAGCUACUUCCACGCCCAAUUCUUCCUCCACCAGCAGCAGAAGUAAUGUCAUCACAAACCAGCAAGUACUGGACAUACAGAAUAGGCUUUGCUUUGCUCAGAAUGUUCCAGUUUUCCAGUUGUAUGAUCCAAAGAGACAUCUCAUCCACACUGGGCAGUUACUGAAGGUAGAAGGAAGAAAAUGGAUACAGCUGUAUGCUUUGCUGUUCUCAGACCUGUUAUUGUUAACUGUUCCUGAGCCAGAGGGAAGUCUCAUUGUGGUGGAACAACCCAUUCUGUUCAAGGCUGUGACUGACAUUGAUUAUAACAGGAAGAACAAUGCAGAGUUUGUGUUUAAGCUACUGGAGGAGGAUCAGGGUGAGCCAGACAGUCUGUGUAUGAGAGCACUCUCUGUUGGUGAGAAACAGGAGUGGAAGACCCUGUUGGACCAGCAACUGGAGGUGGCCUUGGUUUAUUUCAAGAGUUUCUACGCACAGAAUUUAGUGAAGAGAAUAUAGAGUUCUGGAUUGCAUGUGAGGAGUUCAAGAACACCAAGCUGAGCAAGCUGGCCGACAAAGCACAGAAAGUCUACAGUGAUUUUGUUGCUGUCCAGGCACCCAAAGAGAUCAACCUGGACUCAAAAACUCGCCUUGCAACUUUACACACUAUCCGCCAUCCUGACCGUCAUGCAUUUGACGCUGCACAGAAACGCAUUCAGGGAUUGAUGGAGAAGGACUCGUACCCACGAUUUUUGCAGUCACAGAUGUACAAGCAGCUGAUCUCAUGAUGAUUUGACAGUGUGUGGGAGUUGUGACUUGUAAUGUUAGUGCAUUUACGGGGAAUGGCCAACCCUGAAAAGGGGUAUUCACCAUGACACUGAAUACGGAUUUCUCAGCUCUGUAUCACACUGUUCUUUUGGGAGUUGCUAAUGGCUCAAUUUACUUUCACAAAAUCAUACAGACUGUAAAUUGGGAGCCCCAGUUACUAUACUAAUAAUUCUGCAGUUAUCAGCAGCUCAAUUUACAUAUUAAGGUAAUUUUUACACAAGAAGGUCCAUAUGGAUAAUAUUAUUGCCAUUGACAAGAAAAGUCAACCUUCAGGUUAAAAUAUGUGUUUCACUCUGAAUUUUGAAUAAACGUUAUGUCCAUGGGCACAAAGUCACAGAUUACAAGACUUGGUAAUAUUUACAGUCGCAGAACUCGAAUUUAUUAAAAAAUAUAUAAAAGCAGUUCUGAGUGACUUUUACAAGUGAAAUACACUUGUAUGUCUUUAACUUUUGCUGUGCAAAGUACAGUGGCAUACCACAAAGGAAAAAGAAAAGCAUUUGUGUUGCAGAAAAUGCAUCAUUUAUUGGAAAGUACAAUGUGUACUUUAGCAAGCAUGACAAGGGGGGUGUCUUUACGUUAAGAGUGCCGUUUGGUUUGUAUGAUAACAGUCAUAUUUGUAUAACCAAAAGUUAUAUAAUAAUGUUUUCUAGAACAAACAAAAAUGAUUUCUAGGAAGAUGAGUUUCUUCCUACCAAUGGUGCCAAUGGCCAAUGUAAUGUAACAAAAAUAUAUUGUUUGCUUACAAUGAGCAAGUAAUUUUUCACAACUAUAGUAUUAAUAAUUUUAUCAUGUGUGUUAUUUUGUGUGAAUUAUAGACCAUAAUGUACAAAGUUACUUCAUACUUAUAUUGUUGCAUGAGAUGGAUUAGAAGGAAUUGGCCUUUUCAUUAAAAGCAGACAUGAGAUUUGAGAAGUUGGCCAGAAUCCUGUGACCUCAAACUUGGUGCAAGCUAUAUUUUGAUAACUAUUAAUUGUUGCUUAUGUCCUGAAUGAAGAAAAGGAUCAUUCUAGUUGUUAAAGAGACUAUGUACAUUUGCUACACGCCAUAUAUAUAUAUAAAUGAAUAUAUAUAUAUAUAU
Molecule: messenger RNA, 3162 nt
Organism: Lingula anatina
Lineage: Eukaryota; Metazoa; Brachiopoda; Lingulata; Lingulida; Lingulidae
Cellular component (GO): nucleus; plasma membrane
Molecular function (GO): protein binding; guanyl-nucleotide exchange factor activity
Source: RefSeq, a predicted model, not a curated record